Messenger RNA from Schistocerca serialis cubense, 1329 nucleotides. Its product is annotated as sialin-like. Lineage: Eukaryota; Metazoa; Arthropoda; Insecta; Orthoptera; Acrididae. Gene Ontology annotation, biological process: transmembrane transport; monoatomic anion transport. Gene Ontology annotation, molecular function: transmembrane transporter activity. The record is from RefSeq and is a predicted model, not a curated record. Bases 1 to 1329 code for a protein of 442 amino acids. The transcript has 7 exons.
AUGAUGGUGCUGCUGUGCCUGCUGGGUCUGAGCAUCAGCCUGGCGAUGCGUGUCAACUUGUCGGUGGCCAUCGUGGACAUGGUCAACGAGACGGCCGUGCGCGAACGGGGCUCCAACGGCAGCGCCCUCGUCUUCUUCGACCCUGACGCCAGUCCGGGGGAGCUGGCGGUCAGGGGUCCGGGUGGUCGCAAAGACGGUGACUUCGCGUGGGACAAGCAGAAGCAGGGCGAAAUCCUGGCCGCCUAUUACUAUGGCUAUGUAAUCGGACACUUGCCGGGCGGCAUGCUAGCAGAUUACUUUGGAGGGAAGAUAGUGUUCGCAGUUGGCAUCUUUGUUUCGUCUCUGCUCUCUAUUCUUACUCCGGCUUCAGCGUGGGCUGGUGAUUACGUCCUGUUCGCCAACAGAGUCGCACAGGGGGCUGUAGGUGGUAUGGUGAUCUCGGUGGCGGCAACGGGCGCUCUAUGCUCGACGUCGGUACGCUGGCCACUGACCUUCUACGUGUUUGGCGGCAUCGGGCUGCUAUGGUGCCUGCCAUGGUGGCUGUUAGCUGCCGACUCGCCGGCGCAACACAGGAACAUCGACCCGGCUGAGCGUCGAUACAUCGAGGCCACUAUACAAUCGAGUGCCAAGCAAAAACUGCCUGUGCCGUGGAGGAGCCUGCUGUCGACGCCAGCUAUCUGGGCCCUGGUCGUCUACCUCAUGGCCUCGGACAUUACUCUGUACCUGCUACUGUCUUCGCUGCCGCUCUACAUUGCCGACAUCUUGCACUUUGACGUGGAAAGUAAGAGCGGAGCCGGCUACAGCGCCCUCUUGCACGCAGGUCUGCUGGUUCCCGCGGUGGCGCUGGUGGUGGUGGCGCUGGUGGGCUGCGACUCGGCCGCCAUCGUGGCGUCGCUGGCGUUCGGCGGCUUCUGCAUGGCCGCGCACUGCUCCGCCUUCUACAUGAACAUGCAGGCCAUAGCGCCCAACUUCGCCGGCACUCUCGUUGGCUUCGUCAACACCUUCGCAUCAUUGUCACUUAUGUCGUCGGAGCUGUCACCAAUGAAAAUGUACGUCGUAUCAUAUCACUUGUGGCAAGUAGAAGCAGCUUCACACCUGGUCCACACUGUGGAACCGACGCGGGCGUCGUGGCACUUGGUGUUCUACAUGACGGCAGCGGUGGCGGCGGCCGGCUACGUCCUCUACGCCGUCUUCACCACCGCCGAGGAGCAGCCUUGGAACGUCCCAUCCACAGAGAACGAAGCCACAGCGAAGAAUGACAAGGGCGUUGUGAACACAGCGUUUGAUGGGGACGACUCUCUGUUCAACAGUCGAAGAUCUAGACUCUAA